CCACACCUGAUAGGAUCUAUAGCAUCAGGGAAGAGCUCCUUACAUCACACUGUUGUAUCAGUUGCAAUAGCAGGUACAAUAAAUGCUAGGCCUUCAUCAGGAGAUCCUGGAGAUGUGAGUACUGAUAUUGAAAUGAAGAUGUGAAAUUCUGCUUCUGUUUCUAACUUACAUUCCUUUAUAAGCUCCCAGUGUAAAACUGUACACCUGCAUGAUCCCCAGCUGAGAUCAACUGACGGACAGGACCUGCUGCACCUGUGGCCUCUUCAUGCCAUCAGACAGUCCCAGCCAUGGCAGAAUAUCUCUAGGGAGAAAAGGUGAAGCCAGUUAACACAGGCUGGAGGUUUCACCUUGCACAUACUGAAAUACUGGAGAGGUCCAAGAGUAACUGGGGGAACAGUAGGGCCUGGGGGCCUGUAAGGGCAGAGCUGAGCAGCUCUGCUGCAAGGCUCAGUGAGAUGGGACCAUCGGACCAAUGCUUGGCUUCUGCCCAGUGGUGUUGGUGGGCAAAUGUUUUCUCUCCACCAGCUGGCAGUUCUUGCUUGUGACAUGAGCACUGCUCUGACUUGGCUGGACAAGCAGUGGCCCAGGGGUCCAAGGUGGGUUUGUAAGGCUGGAUGCUAGUGAAACCACUGCUCCAGAGAUGGAGGGGGACCACAGCAUGCCUCUGCCCUUCUUGCUUGCUGCAAACUAACCAUGCAGCAAAGGCCCAGUAGCCCUUUGACCAAGACAUGCUGAGAGAAGAGUAGCCAUGGUGACAUCAGCCAGGCUGUGACAAAGCCUGGAACCCAGGGGCACGGACAGCUGCAGGUGGAGCCCACCACCUGUGGGCAGCCCUGCUGGCCAGGGGCUGCCCUCUCUGCCUGCAGUGCCCUAAGGUUUGUAUUGUGGUGCUGCCUAUCCCUCUCUGCUGGCACCUGUCCAGACUGCAACCUCGUAGGCUCCAAUGUCAUAGUUAUCAGCAAAAUAUUACCGGGGUGAGUUCACAGAAAACAAUAUAUCCAGCAGAAUAACAAGAAAAAUAAUGACAGAGGAGACCAGAUUCUGCAAAAAUUGCAAACGAGAUGUGUCUGCUGCCAAUUUCUCCCUCCACGAGGCCCACUGCUUGCGGUUUCUCACUCUCUGUUCAGAAUGUGACGAACUAGUUGCCAGAAAGGAUAUGAAAGACCAUCAAACAGAAGCACACAAGCAGGUCAGAUGUAAUCUUUGUUGCCAAAGCAUGCAGCAAUACCAGCUGGAGCAUCACAAGACCAAGGAAUGUCACAAACGAGCAGUGAAAUGCAAAAUCUGUGAGUUGGAAAUGCCCUUCAACAAGCUGCAGGAACACCUGAACACCUGUGCCAGCAGAACAGAGCGGUGUUGGGAGUGUAACAAAUAUGUCAUGUACAAAGACCAGAACAAACACAAAGAUAUUUGUCAGAACAGUAGUCUGUCCUAUUAUAAGGAUGUGAACUUUCAAACCAGUGAAGCGUAUACUAAUGCAAAAUUUACUGACCCCGCUGGUGCCAGUGAGAAUAUUUGUCUGAGGUGCAAUAAAUCAUUCCCAAACGACCAGAACUCCCAACAUCUGCAGAAUAAUUGCAGUGCAACCCAUAAUCUGUCUGAAGUUCCUGCUGGCCAGUCAACUUCAAAACCCAUCAGUGACUCACCACCAUCUUCUUCCUCUCUGGCUCCCUUUUUCCACUCUGCGAGUGCAACUGCAUGGAAAGACAUCUCUCCAAAAGGGAAAGAAAGGGACCAGCCAUUGACCUCCAAAACCUUGCUCAAACCUCCAAAGAACAAAAAGAUGGUUGGCAUUCUAUCUCCUACAAGAAGUGGACUUUCCACAUCACCUCAGGUUCUUAAAGACACUCAGUCUUAUGACAUGCUGGUGACCUGUGCCCACUGCAACACUCUUCUGCCACUUCCAGCCCUUCAGAAACAUGAGAUCAAAUGCCUACGUUUGAUAUCUUUGAAAAAUGUUAAGAUGAACCAAAAACAACGCAGUGGAAAAAAAGAAGACUCUUCCUAGGGUACUCAUGAUUAAAUCUGGAAAUAGAGAAACAUCUUCAGACUGAAACUUGAUCUCUGCUUUAGCGAAAGUCAUCAAAGGUGCAGUAACUUUAUCAACAAAGAAUAAAAGUGACUUGCUGCUACAGA
Messenger RNA from Numida meleagris (helmeted guineafowl), 2136 nucleotides. It is a transcript of the gene XAF1, whose product is annotated as XIAP associated factor 1. The transcript has 9 exons. The record is from RefSeq and is a predicted model, not a curated record. Gene Ontology annotation, biological process: apoptotic process. NCBI's taxonomy places the organism in Eukaryota, Metazoa, Chordata, Aves, Galliformes, Numididae. The coding region runs from base 1022 to 2008 and encodes 328 amino acids.